Molecule: messenger RNA, 1452 nt
Organism: Panicum virgatum (switchgrass)
Lineage: Eukaryota; Viridiplantae; Streptophyta; Magnoliopsida; Poales; Poaceae
Product: endoglucanase 14-like
Exons: 5
Coding region: 1-1452 (483 amino acids)
Biological process (GO): carbohydrate metabolic process
Molecular function (GO): hydrolase activity, hydrolyzing O-glycosyl compounds
Source: RefSeq, a predicted model, not a curated record
AUGGGUAGCAUGGUGCGGCUCCUUGCCGCUGCUGGGCUCGCGGCCCUGUGCUGCUUGGGCUGCGCGAUCUCCUCCGGCGACGGCCAGCCCGACUACCGCGCCGCGCUGGCCAACUCGCUGCUCUACUUCGAGGGGCAGCGCUCCGGCAGGCUGCCGGUCAGCCAGCGCGUCCAGUGGCGCGGCGACUCCGCGCUCGCCGACGGCCGCGACCACGGCGUGGACCUCACCGGCGGCUACUACGACUCCGGCGACAACGUCAAGUUCGGGCUCCCGAUGGCGUUCACCGUCACGAUGCUGGCGUGGGGCGUGGUCGAGCACGCGCGGCCGCUGGAGGCGGCGGGGGAGCUCCGGAACGCGCUGGCCGCCGUGCGCUGGGGCGCGGACUACCUGGCCCGGGCGCACGCCGCCGAGGAGACCCUGUACGUGCAGGUCGGCGACGGCGACUCCGACCACUCCUGCUGGCAGCGCCCCGAGGACAUGGACACGCCGCGGACGGCCUACAGCGUCGACGCCUCCCGCCCGGGCUCCGACGUCGCCGCCGAGACGGCCGCCGCGCUGGCCGCUUCCGCCGUCGCGUUCCGGCGGCUCGACGCCGGCUACAGCGCGGCGCUCCUCGGGCACGCGGAGCAGCUGUUCCGUUUCGCCAAGAACCGCCGUGGCCUCUACCAUAACAGCGUGCCGGGGGCCGGAGAAUUCUAUCCUAGCAGCGGCGACGAGGACGAGCUGAUCUGGGCGGCAGUCUGGCUCUUCGUCGCCACCGGCCGUGAGGACUACAAGGCCUUCAUCGCCGGCGACGGCAACGGCGGCGGGGUGCAGUCAACGCUCUCGUGGGACAAGAAGUUCGUCGGCGCCCAGGCACUGGUCGCCAAGCUAAUCCUCCAAGGGAAGCUGCCUGACGCCGGCAACCCGGCGGCGAUGAAGAGGAGCCUGGAGCAGUUCCUCUGCAACCUGGUGCAGCAUGGCGGCGACGCCGAGCGGAGCCCCGGCGGCAUGCUCUGGGUGCAGCCGUGGAACAACAUGCAGUACGUCACGUCGGCGGCGUUCGUCGCCGCCGCGCACGCCGACCACCUGGCGGGCGCCUCGCUCCGGUGCGGCGGUGCGGCGCAGCUCCUCUCGUUCGCGCGGUCGCAGGUGGACUACAUCCUCGGCGUCAACCCCGGGCGGAUGAGCUACAUGGUCGGGUACGGGCCGAGGUUCCCGGCGCAGGUGCACCACCGCGGCGCGUCGGUGCCGUCCAUCAAGUACAGCCCCGGCAAGAUCACCUGCAAGGGCGGGUUCGACUACUUCAGCAAGAGCACGCCCAACCCCAACGUGCUCGUCGGCGCCAUCGUCGGAGGGCCCGACGGGAAUGACCACUACAACGAUUCCCGGCAGAAUUUCAAGCAGGCCGAGCCGUCCACCGUCACCGUCGCACCCAUCGUCGGAGUGCUUGCGAGGCUUUUGCACAACUGA